AUGCGUUGUAUACUUGUCUGCGCUAUCCUUGGCUAUGCGACGCCGUGGACCUAUUCGGCAGAGAUCAAUCAAUUUCAGGUCAGAGGAAGGCUAAUCUGCGACGGACGGCCAGCUGUUGGCGUCAAAGUCAAACUGUGGGACGUCGAUCGGACGGACAUGGAUGAUCUGAUGGAUGAGAAAACGACGAACAUGAAUGGCGAAUUCCAGUUGGCAGGUUGGACGAAGGAAUACACCACGAUUGACCCUAAGCUGAGUAUUUACCACGACUGUAAUGACGGUAUCAAGCCUUGUCAACGAAAGUUCUCCAUCCUGAUCCCGGACAGCUACGUUAGCCACGGCAAAGUGCCGAGAAAG
Messenger RNA from Cooperia oncophora, 354 nucleotides. The record is from the annotation of a GenBank genome assembly. NCBI's taxonomy places the organism in Eukaryota, Metazoa, Nematoda, Chromadorea, Rhabditida, Trichostrongylidae.